UGAUCGAAUAACAGAGCCGACUGCUGCUUCUGUACCGCAAGCAGCUGGCGACCAAAGGUGUGUUACAGAGAGUUGGAGAGAAUGGCCAGAACCAAGCAGACAGCGCGCAAAUCCACCGGAGGGAAAGCUCCCCGCAAGCAGCUGGCGACCAAAGCGGCCCGUAAGAGCGCUCCGGCCACCGGCGGCGUGAAGAAGCCUCAUCACUACAGGCCCGGCACGGUGGCUCUGCGGGAGAUCCGCCGCUACCAGAAACCCACCGAGCUGCUGAUCCGCAAACUGCCCUUCCAGCGCCUGGUGCGGGAGAUCGCUCAGGACUUCAAGACCGACCUGCGCUUCCAGAGCUCGGCCGUGAUGGCCCUGCAGGAGGCCAGCGAGUCUUACCUGGUGGGGCUGUUUGAGGACACCAACCUGUGUGCCAUCCACGCUAAGCGAGUCACCAUCAUGCCCAAAGACAUCCAGCUGGCCUGCCGGAUCGGCGGGGAGCGCGCCCGGCCCAGCACGUUAUCCCCGAGAAACACAACGGCUCUUUUCAGAGCUACUAAACCAUCCAGAGACAGCAGCAAUCAGUCGGCCCUCUUGGUUACUUUACUAUGCGCCCAUGGUUUUCUUUUAUUGCAAUGCGUCGUUUCGGCUGUAAUUGAAGAAAUUAAAUUCAGGCUGAGGAAAGCAUUUGUCACGUUAAUUCAAAGACAAAAUUCAAUUGGCGGUUAUACAUUGAUCGCAGAACAUAAUUGA
Molecule: messenger RNA, 735 nt
Organism: Rhincodon typus (whale shark)
Lineage: Eukaryota; Metazoa; Chordata; Chondrichthyes; Orectolobiformes; Rhincodontidae
Product: histone H3-like
Exons: 1
Coding region: 82-735 (217 amino acids)
Cellular component (GO): nucleosome
Molecular function (GO): DNA binding; structural constituent of chromatin; protein heterodimerization activity
Source: RefSeq, a predicted model, not a curated record